Pseudozyma flocculosa PF-1 is the source of this 1695-nucleotide messenger RNA. RefSeq lists its product as uncharacterized. Bases 1 to 1695 code for a protein of 564 amino acids. Gene Ontology annotation, biological process: polysaccharide metabolic process. NCBI's taxonomy places the organism in Eukaryota, Fungi, Basidiomycota, Ustilaginomycetes, Ustilaginales, Ustilaginaceae. Gene Ontology annotation, molecular function: glucan 1,4-alpha-glucosidase activity. The transcript has a single exon. The record is from RefSeq and is a predicted model, not a curated record. Gene Ontology annotation, cellular component: fungal-type vacuole.
AUGACGACCGACCCCCAAUCGACGUCCGACAUGAGAGGGAUAAAAGGUCGAGAUGCGGAGCCCCUCUUUCCUCCCCGCUCCUCGUCAUCCCACACAGCUCCUCCUACACGGCAGCCCCCCAGCUACCACUCCACCUCCUCCUCCUCAUCUCCUCUUCUAGACCCGCCCCGCUCUCCCCCUUGCUACCCCCUCGAUCCAGAAGCCAUGGUCGCCAUCGUCAGCAAGCGUCGCGCCUCGAAGCCCUUUGUGCUGCUCGGCAGCGCCGGCCUGGCCCUCAUCCUCGUCGUCCUCUGCGCCUUUAGCGGCAACGCCGAGGCCGCCAGCAUCUCGCGCUCCCUCCUCGGCCUCAAGCAGGAGCUUUCGAAGCGCACCACCACCGUCAGCUAUGCCUACAACCGCAUGAUUGCCAACAUCGGCGGCGCUUCGCCCAGCGGCAGCUCCAACCAGGUCCCCGGCGUGCCCGCCGGCACCGUCAUCGCCGCCCCCUCGACGGCCAACCCCAACUACUUCUACGCCUGGAUCCGCGACGCCGCCCUCACCAUGAAGGUCGUCGUCAGCCAGGGCACCCUCGACCGCACCCUCAUCGAGAACUACAUCAAGGUCGAGAAGAUCCACCAGCAGAACUCGGACGGCUCGGCCUCGCUCGGAGAGCCCAAGUUCAACCCGGACGGCAGCCGCUUCACGGGCCCCUGGGGACGCCCCCAGAACGACGGCCCGGCGCUGCGCGCCUCGACGCUCAUCGCCUACGCCAAGCGCAUCGGCCUCAGCGACCCGCUCGUUACGAACACCCUCUACACGCCCUCGCUCACCGGCGGCAGCCUGAUCAAGACCGACCUCGAGUACGUGUCGCACCACUGGCAGGACAGCUCGUUUGACCUGUGGGAGGAGGUCAACGGCCAGCACUUUUUCAACCAGGCCGUGUCGCGCCGCGCCCUCCUCGACGGUGCCAAGUUUGCCACCAGCCUCAACGACCCGGGCGCAGCCUCGUGGUACAACCAGCAGGCCGCCUCGAUCAAGACGAGCAUGCAGAGCUUCUGGAACUCGGGCAGCGGCUACGUGACGGCCUACCAGGGCGUCGGCGGCCGCUCGGGCCUCGACUGCGCCGUCAUGCUCGGCGCCCUGCGCGGCUGGGACACGACCACGGCCACGGCCGUCGACACGACCGAGUUUGGCCCGGCCUCGGACAAGAUCCUCGCCACGCACAAGAAGUACGUCGACAGCUUCCGCAGCCUGUACGGCAUCAACAAGGGCGCCGCCGCCCCCGCCGCCGUCGCCACGGGACGCUACCAGGAGGACGUCUACGACGGCGUCGGAACGUCCAGGGGCAACCCGUGGUACAUCUGCACCCUCUCGUCGGCCGAGAUCAUCAACACGGCCGUCUCGGUGUUCAACUCGCGCGGCUCGAUCACCAUCACGUCGAUCUCGCUGCCCUUCUUCCAGCAGUUUGCCUCGGGCCUCUCGACGGGCACGUUCGCCGCCGGCUCGAGCCAGUUCAACAACAUCAUCACGGGCAUGAAGACCAUGUCCAAGGGCUUCGUCGACAUCGUCCAGAGCCACAGCUGGACCAACGGAAGCCUCAACGAGGAGUUCAACCGCGACACGGGCUUCAACCAGGGCGCCCGCGACCUCACCUGGAGCUACGCCGCCUUUGUCUCCAACGACGGCGCCGCCAACGGCCAGUUCCUCAAGGUCUAA